CUUCCUUUUUGUUUGACUUUCAGCUAGCAGCAAUCAUACUACUCCGUUAGAACUAUCCUGCAUCGUUGUUAAGCAUUUAUCUUAUCAGAUCCGGAUCUGAUCGCCGAGCUAGCGGCGUCGACCUCCGGCUCAGGCACUCCACAUCACCCACUCUUCCACCUAUUCCGAACGCUAAUGUGCAUCAGUAUUCAAUUUCAACUGCGUCGCGAACACAGCCACAAGAAUUCAAAGCUUUAAGAGAGUCAUAGUAUUCUAUCCUUCCUUGGGGUUGAUUGAGAACGUCACUCUGUCACGAAGGCACUCAUCGUAGUCUGACAACCCCUCCUUCGCAUCCCGCAACCUCCGUCCACCGUCGAACAUGACCGUACUAUCACAGAGACGUUUGCGUAUCGGCGUGGAUGUUGGUGGCACAAACACUGAUGGUGUUAUUCUCGAUCCUACGCGGGCUUCAGAGCCAGACAAGGGUGUUAUUGCAUCUCAUAAAGCACCAACGACCACAAACCCCAGCCAGGGCAUCAAUGAGGCCAUUGCUACUAUGUUCAAGUCAGCAGCUGGUUCCAAAAUCAGUCCGGAUGAUAUUGUGAGCAUCACCAUCGGCACAACGCAUUUCGUCAAUGCCGUGGUAGAGCGCGAUGCCAACAGAUUAAGCAAAGUUGCAGUCAUUCGUAUCUGUGGACCAUUCGCUAAACAUGUGACGCCCUGUAUCGACUGGCCAAAUGAUAUGCGAGACCUUAUCCUGGGAUACUACGCUCGCGUAGCUGGUGGGCUAGAAGUGGACGGGUCAUUGAUAUCAGAUAUUGACCCAGGUGAGAUCAAGAUCGAAUGCCCCAAGAUCAAAGAACUCGGCAUUCGCAGCGUGGUCGUCAUCGGAGUAUUUAGUCCCAUUGACACUGUACAGCUGCAGGAGGAGCGCGCCGCUGAAAUCGUACGUACCGAGAUUCCCGGUUGCGACGUCGUGCUUUCCAAAGACGUUGCAAACCUGGGGUUUCUGGAACGAGAGAACGCGGCUAUACUGAAUGCGAGUAUCCUAUCGUUUGCUAAAAAAACCAUUCAGAGCUUCCAUAAACCUAUCAAGGAUCUGGGGCUUAAAUGCCCAGUUUUCAUAACUCAAAACGACGGUACAAUCCUGUCUGGUGAGCUGGCAGAAAAAUUGCCAAUUAGAACCUUCUCCAGCGGUCCGACAAAUAGUAUGAGGGGAGCAGCGUUCCUCGUUGGUAAUCGGCUGGAGGAAGCAAUGAUGGUGGUCGACAUCGGUGGCACAACUUCCGAUGUAGGGCUGCUUCAGGCCAACGGAUUCCCUAGACAGCAAGCUGCCUAUAGCGAUUUUGCCGGAGUCCGGUUGAAUUUCUCUUGCCCCGAUAUCAAGAGCAUAGGUCUUGGUGGUGGUUCGAUUGUGCGAGAUGGAGAGCAUCUGACCGUGGGACCGGACAGCGUUGGCUACAAACUGACACAGGAUUCGUUGGCAUUUGGUGGCAGCGUGCUUACUGCAACUGACUGCACGGUACUUGCAGAUCCGAACCUCAAGAUCGGUGAUGCAGACCUCGCGAAAGGGGCAAUAAAUGAUGCUGGAGUAGGCAAGUUUAAGGCUGUUGUCAAGCACAAGUUGGAAAAGAUUAUAGACACAAUGAAGACGUCGCCGGAGGAUAUACCGGUUAUACUGGUCGGAGGCGGUGCUAUCAUUGCCCCCACCGGUCUACAAGGGGCGAGCAAGGUGUUGAAGCCGAAGCAUGCUGAAGUUGCCAACGCGAUCGGAGCGGCAAUUGCGAGAGUGAGCGCAGUAGUAGACACGGUGAAAUCAACUGAGUCGAAGACCACAAAAGAACUCCUGGAGGAAAUCUGCAAAGACGUCAUCGAAAGAACUGUGGUAGCUGGUGCAUCGCGUGAGACUGUCAACGUGGUUGAGAUGGAGACCUUGCCAUUGCAAUACAUUGCAAACAAGACACGUUUCAUAGUUCGUGCUGCCGGUGACUGUGACUAUCUCCGAGAUGAUAUCGUGAAAAUGCCAUCCGAAUUCACUGAAGAAACCGAUGACAUAAUGGACGAAUACGAGAAGCAAGCCAAGGAAUCAAAGAAUAUAGACAAAACCGUACCCAAAGACGAAAUUAAUAUUCUUAGCUACCACCCCACCGUCAAGAACCGCACAUGGUACAUCUCUGAAACUGACCUCGCCUGGAUCUCGAUCGGGUGUUAUAUCCUUGGCACCGGUGGCGGUGGAAGUCCGUACCCUUUCAUGAUCCAACUCCGAAAACAACUCCGCUCUGGGGCCGUCGUCCGCGUUGUGUCUCCUUCUGACUUACCUGACGAUGCGCAGAUCGGAUGUGGCGGCGGUGUCGGAUCGCCCACUGUUGGUAUAGAAAAGCUCGCCGGCGACGCCAUGAUCGAAGCGCAGCGCGCGUUGUAUGCUAUCUGCCCUCCUGAAAGGCGCGCGACACAUAUGAUCUCCAUCGAGAUCGGCGGAGGGAACGGCCUGCAAGCUAUGAUUCUAGGUGCAUCCGGUGAAGGUGGAAUGGACCUGCCCGCUGUUGAUGGUGACUGGAUGGGUCGGGCAUACCCAACAAAGUGGCAGACCACACCCAUCGUUUUCAACGAGCGAUCACCCAUAUGGAGCCCAAUUGCCAUGACAGAUGGUAAUGGGAAUACCAUCGUCAUGCCGGAGGCCAAGUCGGACAUGCAUGUAGAACGGAUAAUGCGCGCUGCUUUGUCGGAGAUGGGGUCUGCUGUUGCCGUGGCAGAAGCUCCUGUUUCAGGCGCAGAGUGCCGUCGAUGGGUUGUGGAAAAUACGAUCUCACAAUCAUGGCGCAUCGGCAGAGCAGUCGCCCGCGCUCAGAUGGAGAACCGAACCGACGGUGUUGCAGAAAUGAUCUUGGAGGAAUGUGGUGGCUCGGAAGCUGGCAGAGUUUUGUUUAAAGGCAAGAUCAUUGGCGUUGAGCGCACACUGAGAAUGGGCCACGUCUACGGAGAAUGCAUCAUUGAGGGUGCGGACAUUGUGGAUGCUGAUACGAUUGCUACCGAUGGAACGACGCCCCCAAAUCGCGAUAUACAAUUUGAGGGUCUUAUCAAAAUUCCAUUCAAAAAUGAGAACAUCGCCGCAAUCAAAUUCACAAGGACCGAAGUUGACGGGAGAACCAUCGAUGAGGAAGGGGAAGUCUUGGGUGUGGUGCCCGACCUUAUCGCUGUCAUUGAUGCACAUAACGGCGAAGCCAUUGGUACACCCGAGUACAGAUAUGGACUUCUUGUCGUGGUGCUUGGGCUUGCUGCAUCUGACCGUUGGACAACGGAAAGAGGAAUCGAGAUCGGCGGACCCAAGGGUUUUGCUAUGAACCAUCUAUCGUAUAAACCACUAGGUAAAUUUGUCAAACCCGUCAGUGUCAUUGACGAGUACAACACCAUAGAAUAACCAGUAGAUUCGAAGAUAUAUGCGUUUCUCUUUUUUUCAGCCAAUAAUACUUGCAUUUGGCAGCCAAAGCGGUCUUCACAAGAUGCAAUGAACAUGGCGAUAAAUAAAGAUGUCUGCAAACAACGGGGGCAC
Messenger RNA from Truncatella angustata, 3529 nucleotides. RefSeq lists its product as uncharacterized. Gene Ontology annotation, cellular component: cytosol. Gene Ontology annotation, biological process: glutathione metabolic process. The transcript has 3 exons. The record is from RefSeq and is a predicted model, not a curated record. Bases 359 to 3397 code for a protein of 1012 amino acids. Gene Ontology annotation, molecular function: 5-oxoprolinase (ATP-hydrolyzing) activity. NCBI's taxonomy places the organism in Eukaryota, Fungi, Ascomycota, Sordariomycetes, Amphisphaeriales, Sporocadaceae.